Molecule: messenger RNA, 2315 nt
Organism: Rhododendron vialii
Lineage: Eukaryota; Viridiplantae; Streptophyta; Magnoliopsida; Ericales; Ericaceae
Exons: 13
Coding region: 871-2208 (445 amino acids)
Biological process (GO): DNA alkylation repair; regulation of DNA-templated transcription
Cellular component (GO): nucleus
Molecular function (GO): RNA binding
Source: RefSeq, a predicted model, not a curated record
GAAAAAGAUGCAUUAUGUGGGGUGCGCUUUCUCCGGUCGAACUUUCUGGAUCCCACGAGCGGGGAGAUCGUUCUGCACACGUAACACCCGCGUUAGCGCCUAGCCCAGAUCGUUGGGAUCCGGGGGAGGCACUCUGACGAUCAAGUUAGUAGUUGAAGGGAUGGGAAAAAGCUCUGGGUAAUUUCUAGGUUAAGAAAAGAUUACCUUCUUUCUGCAGAGGGGCACUCCUUUUAUAGGCAAUGAUAAUCUGGAGCCCAAAUCACGCGUGCCCACCACGCCCUUGAUGAUUAGGGCUAACCCUGGACGGAUGGGCAGGAUCGAGCCAGCCCGUGAUGUACUUAUGUGGACGGGUAGGAUCAUGCCAGCUGUCAUCUAGCUGACGUGGCACCUCUCUUUCCCCUUUGCCCAACUCUUCCUGACUUCCUCUCCAAGUCAGGGGGCGGGGGUGGCUCAGUGGUUAAUUGUUCUACCAAUCGAUAUCGCCCGGAUAUGUUCGGGAUGCUCUUAAGUAACUCUUGGUCUGGCGAGACCUCACCGGAUGGCAGGAUGUCACCAAGCAUGACUGUCAUACUAAAGCUACGUCCCGGUUCUUACUCGGGCCGGGUGAAUUCGUCUCGGUAGAAAGGGUCCGGCGAAGGUAAACUGAGCAGACUGUGCGCUGCCGGUGUCGGAUGAACGCAGCUCGGCGGAUAGGGUCCGGCGGAGGUACACCGAGCGGACUGUGUGCUGCCAGUCAGCCUUUAAGACCUUGGGUUUGACUGUUUGCCGGAGUGUCGUGGCCGUCCCCUGGGUCUCCUCUCCGAGCCCGGCCACCACACAUUAUUUUAAAGUUCUCAUUUUACCAACCGGACAAAUUUUGUCAGGACUGAGAUGGAAUGCCAUGGUCUAAUCUAUGAGUGCAAAGUUGGUGGGGCAAAAGAUAGGCGAUGUGUUAUGGAUUUGAAAAGGCGAAAAACAGUUAAUCCAAUAUGGAGACCAGUCUGUACUCAAUCUAGCUCCUCUCAAGAUUGCUCGAUCAAGCAACUACAGGCUGGAUUUGAAGAUCUGCAUGAUUUGGAUGGUGGUAGGAAAGUAGAAGAUGAAAUUCAAGUUCAAGGAUCGGCGCCCUCUGAUGAAAAGCAAUCAAUUUCAGUAAAGGUAGGAGCGAGCUUAAUGCGUUUCAUCAAAGGAAAAUGGGGAUCUACACAGAAAAGUAUCGAAGAGGAGAUCGGAGUUAAAAUCAUAUUUCCCUCAUCAAAGGAAGAGGAUUUUAUCGUUAUUGAAGGCAUUUCUGCAGCAAUUGUGGCUAGAGCCUCGGAAAGAAUACAAGUGAUAAUUGAUGAGGCAGUAAAAAGCCCAAGUCUAGAAUACUCUCACUUUGUAUCACUUCCUUUGGCCAUUCACCCCGAACUGGUUGAUAAGCUUCUCAAGUUUCAGAAGUCCAUACUGGGAUCUAGUAAUGCUUAUCAGAAUGAGAAUCUGGACAGUGAUGCCAAUGGAGAUACUUCAGAAGAGGAAGAUAAGGGCCAAGAGUCAGAUAGAGGAUCGGAUGUUGCAGUUAAGCUUAAGGUUGAAGAUGAUAAUGGCCAUGUUAAAGUGGACAUAACAAACAUACGUCGAGUAAGCCACCCAACUAGAGCAUCGAAGCCUUCUGGUAUGAAAGAAGAUUUGCGAAUUGAGAAGUCAAUAUUUAUUGAACCCAAGAUGAUCCACUUAACAGUACUCAUGCUGAAGUUGUGGAACAAGGACCGAGUUGAUGCAGCUGCUGAGGUUCUGCAGACUGUCUCCUCGGAAGUAUUGGAAGCUUUGCACCAGGAGCCUGUUUCUGUGAGGCUGAAGGGGCUGGAAUGCAUGAAAGGCACAUUGGCAAAAGCACGUGUUGUGUACAUUCCUGUUGAAGAAAUUGGUGGCAAGGGCAGACUUUCACGUGCUUGUCAAAUCAUUAUUGACGCAUUUGUCAAAGCCGGGCUUGUUCUUGAUAAAGACGGCGAACAAAAGUUGAAGUUGCACGCCACUGUGAUGAAUGCAAGGCACAGGAAAUGGGGAAGAGGGACAAAAAAGUUGGAUUCAUUUGAUGCACGAGCCAUUUUCAAGCAAUUUGGUUCUGAAGAAUGGGGCGAUUACCUUAUCCGUGAAGCUCAUCUUUCACAAAGGUUUGUAUUUGAUGAAAGUGGAUAUUACCGUUGUUGUGCUUCCAUUCCGUUUCCUGAAACUAUGCAAGUAGAUUGAUUUUUUUCCUAGGAGGAAUCAAUGGCUUGUAUGACUUUUAUUAGGAAUAAAUCACACAAGAAAUAUUUGGUUCUUUGGCAAUGAUUAUUGUUGUGUACUUAUGUGUA